This is a messenger RNA of Triticum dicoccoides, 1296 nucleotides long. Its product is annotated as probable glucan endo-1,3-beta-glucosidase A6. Gene Ontology annotation, molecular function: hydrolase activity, hydrolyzing O-glycosyl compounds. The record is from RefSeq and is a predicted model, not a curated record. The transcript has a single exon. The coding region runs from base 16 to 1086 and encodes 356 amino acids. Lineage: Eukaryota; Viridiplantae; Streptophyta; Magnoliopsida; Poales; Poaceae. Gene Ontology annotation, biological process: carbohydrate metabolic process.
CUGGCCGGCACGGGCAUGGCGGUCUCCAUCAUGGUGCCAAACCAGAUCAUCCCGGACCUGGCUGCCUCCUACGCCGCCGCCGACCGCUGGGUCGCCGCCAACCUGCUCCCCUACCUCCCGCGGACGCGCGUCAAGUACCUGCUCGUCGGCAACGAGGUGCUCUCCGACGGCUCCAUCGCGGCCUCCACCUGGACCCGCAUCGUGCCGGCCAUGGAGAACCUCCACCGCAACCUCCGCGCGCGCCGCGUCAAGCUCGGCACCACGCUCGCCAUGGACGCGCUCGUCACGGGCGCCUUCCCGCGCCCGCCCUCCGCCGCGGCCUUCCGCCCCGACAUCGCCGAGUCCGUCAUGCGCCCGCUGCUCCGCUUCCUCGAGGGCACCAACUCCUACUACUUCGUCGACGCCUACACCUACUUCGUCUGGGCCGGCAGCAACGGCACCGUGCCGCUCGACUACGCGCUCCUCCAGCCCGCCACGCGCGCCCGCUACGUCGACCCCGGCACGGGGCUCACCUACACCAACCUGCUCGACGAAAUGCUCGACGCCGUGGGCGCCGCCAUAUCCAAGCUCGGCCACGGGGGCGUCAGGAUCGCCAUCGCGGAGACCGGCUGGCCCAACGGCGGCGACUACGACCAGAUCGGCGCCAACGUCCGCAACGCCGCCGUCUACAACAGGAACCUCGCGGCGCGGAUGGCCAGGAACCCCGGCACGCCGGCGCGGCCGGGCGCCAGGAUGCCGGUGUUCGUCUUCUCCCUCUACAACGAGAACCUCAAGCCCGGGCCGGGCACGGAGCGCCACUGGGGCAUCUACUACGCCAACGGCACGGCCGUGUACCCGGUCGACCUCACCGGGCGGCGGCCGCUGUGGGCGUACCCGCCGCUGCCGGCGCCGGAGAACGACACGCCGUACAAGGGCCCGAUAUGGUGCGUGCUGGCCGCGCACGCCGGCAGGAAGCUGAACGAGACGGCGGUGGGGGACGCACUGACGUACGCGUGCGGGCAGGGGAACGGGACCUGCGACGCCAUCCAGCCCGGCGGCGAGUGCUUCCAGCCCAACACGGGCGCGGCGCACGCCAGCUACAAGUAGUUGCUGGGCUGACGGCUGUAGUGUGGGUUGAUUAAUGCAAAGUCCAGGGGGGUAAAUGCAAAAGGCGCUGGGCUGACGGCUGUGCUGACUAGGCUCCACUUGUCGAGCUCUGGUUGGCUAGGACCAAACUUGCACAUUGGCUGCAAGUUGUGUGACUCAAUAGUUGCAUUUUGUAAGUUUGGGACCAAAUCAUCACAUCCAUGACAAGUU